AUCUGGCCUAGAUCUUCCAAAUCUGCUAAGGCCUAACCCAGGAAAACAAUCUGCCAAGUGAUUUACUUUGCUGUUAGAUUUUCUAGAUAUCUAGCUCUACCCGAAUUGUGCCUUUAAUUUUAGUUUAUAGAUCUAUUACAGAUUCUAGAUUUCUUGACAUCUUUCGGUUACAGAGAACUUCCCAGUUGCCACACAGAGCAGACAGGAGUUAAAAACUUGUUGAAACACACUGUGAUAGAAAUUCAUUCAACCUGAACUAUGGCUGGCAGAGGAUUAGUAAAAGCCAAGAAAUACGAUUGGAAAGAUUCCAACCUUGCACUAUUUGGCUCAGACUUGGAGAAAAAUGUCAAAAAGGCAUCAGCAUCCAUGGAGGAGGCUUGGAAGGGUGCAGGAUCAAAACCAGGGCUUCUUGUUUGGCGCAUUGUGCAAUUUAAAGUAACACCAUGGCCUAAAGAAGAUUAUGGCAAGUUCUACUCAGGAGACUCCUACAUUGUUUUAAAUACCUACAAGGAGGAGGGUGGUGACCAACUGUUACAUGAUGUCCACUUUUGGAUUGGUCAGGAAAGUACUCAGGAUGAGUAUGGUACAGCAGCUUACAAGACAGUAGAGCUGGACACUUUCCUCAAUGAUGUACCCAUACAGCACAGGGAGGUCCAGGACCACGAGUCAGAGCUCUUCAAGUCUUACUUCAAGACAAUCACGAUUAUGAAGGGUGGAGCACAGACAGGAUUCCGCCAUGUGGAACCAGAAAAGUACAAACCUCGCUUGUUCCAUUUCUGUGGCCAGAGGAGGAAUGUUGUUGUUUCUGAGGUUCCCCUGAGUAAAGAUCGCAUCAAGUCUGACGAUGUGUUUAUCCUGGACCUGGGUACGAUCAUCUACCAGUGGAAUGGCUCUGGUAGCAACAAGGAUGAGAGGUUUAAGGCUGGUCAGUUCUGUCAACAGCUGGAGUCUGAGCGGUCAGGCCGGGCCAAGGCUCACGUCCUGGAGGAGAACACUACUGACCCUUCUCAUAUUUUCUUCCAAUCCCUGAAUGAAGACGAUGAUGAUGAUGACAAGUUUGAAGCUAAAGAUAAGCAGCCUGAACUGUUCAGGCUGUCUGAUGCUAGUGGCAAGAUGACUUUUAAAACAGAGAAGAAAGGAUCCAUCUCUAAAUCUGACUUGGAUUCUAAAGAUGUGUUUAUCUUGGACACCAAAUCCUCCUUGUUUGUCUGGGUGGGCAGUGACACGUCUGCUGGAGAAAAGAAAAAUGCCAUGCAGUAUGCUCACGAGUACCUCCAGAAGACAGACCACCCACUUGUUUCUGUCACAUGUCUCAAAGAGGGCCAAGAGUCCAAAGACUUCAGGACUGCUAUUGCUGCCUAAACCAACUGUCUGCAGAUUUUUUAACAUUUUACUACUACACUUUUUAACUACUCUUUCUAUGGGUUUUUAUUUUAUAUGAAAUUUUAAUUUUAAAUUUGAUAGCUAGUAGGCCUAUAUAUUUAUUGUAAACUAAAUGGAAGAAAGAUUUUAUGCUGUGCCUUAUAAGCUCUUCUUUUUAAACCACAAAAUAUAUUUACAACAGUAAAUGGUGCAAUUCUAUUCCGAUGUUGCCUUCAUUAAAAUAUGUUUCUUAUUUUUUCUUUGAGCUG
This is a messenger RNA of Physella acuta, 1631 nucleotides long. RefSeq names its product gelsolin-like protein 2. Gene Ontology annotation, biological process: actin polymerization or depolymerization. Gene Ontology annotation, cellular component: cytoplasm; actin cytoskeleton. Gene Ontology annotation, molecular function: actin filament binding. The record is from RefSeq and is a predicted model, not a curated record. Lineage: Eukaryota; Metazoa; Mollusca; Gastropoda; Physidae.